This is a messenger RNA of Brassicogethes aeneus, 3138 nucleotides long. The record is from the annotation of a GenBank genome assembly. Lineage: Eukaryota; Metazoa; Arthropoda; Insecta; Coleoptera; Nitidulidae.
AUGGCGCUGCUAAUGCGUCGUCUACUUGUAGACGCUCAGGCAAAGCUUCGCAGAAUGGUAGAGGAACACUCUACAAACCUCACCUCUCGGAUAGAUUCCGACUACCCCGGCUCCAUCCCCACCCCAGCCCCCUGUCCCGCCCCAGCUUCGUCCCUCCAGAUCCAGGACCCGAAACCCGCCGCAGAUGUUCCGCAGCUGAACCAGCUGGACGUCAGCUUCGUACGGCCGCUGCUCGGCGCUAACGCAGAAGACAAGGAGAAGAAGGAGUCGAACUUGGAAAGCAAGCGGAGCAAGUCUCUGAGCAACGCGAACUCCUUGGAUUGCAACGAGGAGGCUGUCAAGAAGGACUUGAAGAAAACGAGGUCGAACCCCGUGAGGAACGAGAGCUUCUUGAGCGAUAAAGACGGCGGCAUGACUGUGGAAGAGAGCGCCAGCCCCAAACAGGACAGCAGGUCCUCGCCAGAUAACCAGAGAUCUGAAUCUCCCAAGCCUGGAUGCAGCAGUCAGCCAGACCUAGAUUCGUCUUCGCCCAGGUCCGGACGCAGUUCCGACGCCAACCGCGACGAUCUGUCGGCGCUGCUGCCCUCCCCCUCCAACUACCCCAAGUCGGCGACCACCAUACACCGGCUCAAGGUCGAGAACGAGCGCCUGCACGCGGAGCUGACCAGACUCAGGAGGCUGGUGGUCACCGGAGCCACGUCGGUUUUGAACGACAAAAAAUCGCCCACGGAAAAUGCCGAUCCCGAAUCGGCCGCCCAACAGUUGGAAAUGGAGCUGCAGCUGGCCAAAGAGGCACUGACAACUCUUAAAUCAGACAAGAGACGUCUGAAGGCGGAGAAAUUCGACCUACUUAAUCAAAUGAAGGAACUGUACACCACCUUGGAAGACAAGGAAAAAGAAUUACGAGACUUUAUUCGAAGUUACGGUCAGGUCAGAGAUAGUGAUACGUCUCUGCAGCAAUUAUCGACGGAAAGAGAGGAGCGCGAGAGGGAACGCUGGAGCCUUUUGAGGCACGCCAGAGACGAAGCUGAAAGAAGCUUGUCUCUGGCAGCGCAGCUGAAUGCAAAGGAAGUUCAGCUGCAACAGGCACAAGAGCAAUUGCAAGAAGCUCGUCGACAGCUCGCCUCCAGCGGUUGUCUAUCGGACCAGGAAUCUCUCGCUUCUCUCCCCAGACACUCCAUUAACGGGGGGGCGCUUACCCCGGGUUCUGGGGGCCUGCUUUCGGGGCAUCACGGUCUGGGUCUGCUACCGGGCGAUAGAGGGAGCUGUAGUGCGGAUUCCGGGGUUCGCGUGAGUUCCGACAGAGAGAGCGGCGCCACCUCAGUGGGCGGAAACUUGUCGGAUUCGACUACAGAUGGCACUCCGACUAUCACGGUGGAGAACAGCAACAACCGCGAUUUGGACUCGAUUUCUUUGAUUUCCAACGUACCGCCGCCGCAUUUGUACCAACUCUCUGGAAAAGACAGUAGUCCAACUCUGUCGCCUUUAAAUGCUAAUCAUUUCUCUCGUUCGGUAGAUGCGGGAAUUUUAUCGAGAUCUGUAGAGCAGCUUAGUUCGCCAUUGGAACCGGAACCACACUUAGGUAGAAGAUCGAAACCCACAAGGCCUUCGAGCGGUAGAGGGGGCACCUGGGGGAGCAUUUCGAGAGUAUUCGCAAGAUCGAGGCACAGAAAUAAGACGAAUUCCUUGCAAGAGACAAGCGAGCAUCCCUACGAACCCUACCGAAGCUGGUCGCCAUUGACCGAGGAAGGUUACGCAGAGAAGCUUCGCUUGCUCCGCGAAGCUAGUUCCAUACCGAUGGAAAGAUGGCGCGCACCGACUGUCUUGGCUUGGCUCGAGGUCGCCCUGGGUAUGCCCCAGUAUGGGGCCAGAUGUGCGGAAAACAUUAAAAGCGGAAAGAUUGGUCCUUUGCAUGGUCAGGUCCUGUUAGAGCUGAGCGAUCUGGAGCUGGAAUGCGGUCUAGGUAUUACGCAUCCGAUGCACAGGAAAAAAUUGCGAUUGGCCAUUGAAGAGCACAGGCAUCCGGCGUUGGUACGUUACCCGUGCAUCGCGCAACUGGGGCACACUUGGGUGUCCAGCGAAUGGCUGCCAGACCUUGGGUUACCACAGUAUUCCGAAAACUUUGCCAACAACAUGGUGGACGCCAGAAUGUUGGAGCAUUUGAGCAAAAAAGAACUCGAAAAGUAUUUAGGAGUGACCAGGAAAUUCCAUCAGGCUUCUGUUGUUCAUGGUAUCCACCUUCUGCGCAUCAUGAAGUAUGACCGACAGGCUUUAUCUGUAAGAAGACACCAAUGUGAAAACAUGGAUGCAGAUCCUUUAGUUUGGACCAAUAUAAGAUUUAUAAGAUGGGCCAGGAGCAUUGACUUGGGCGAAUACGCUGACAACUUAAAAGACAGCGGAGUGCACGGGGGUCUUGUGGUUCUGGAGCCGUCUUUCAACGGCGAUACCAUGGCGACCGCGCUGGGAAUCCCCGCCAGCAAAAACAUCAUCCGAAGGCACCUUAACGCCGAACUGGAGGCGCUAGUUUUGCCGGCAAGAUCCACACUAGAGCACUAUGUCAGGGUGAGGGCCAAAAACCGGGUGCCGGGGGUCACGUUGGGCCGUUCUUUCUCAAGGUCAUGCGGAGGGCUAACCGCGCCGCUGCAGCUUAACAAAGAUCCUGCCGGAAUGGACAGCCGAAAAGGAACCAUCAAGGGCUCUCUGAGCCGCGCGCUGGGCCUGUCGAAGAGCAAAUCCGAGAAGGACCGCGAGAAGCAGUCGCCCACCUCUAGCUCCGAGGGCUCGUCCGUCGUGAGCCGCAUCAGCCCGCCGCUGCUCUUCUACCGGAACUCGCGCAACUCCGGCGAGGAGUCGCCGAUCUACGCGCAGCCGUUCGCGCACGCGCACAACCUCUACCAGCGCCGGUCAGAGGACUACGACGCCUACGUGUGCAGCUCGAUACGCUCGAUCGGCGAGUACGAGGUCUCGAAGAGCUCCAACAGCAUCAAGGCCGACCAGAAGGACAACAUAUCGACCAAAAGCGACAAGUUCAAGCUAAUCAGCCACGUGAAAGGCGGCAGCCUGCACCGCAGCCGCAAGCAGCACCGAAGGGUCAGGAGCAUCGGCGAUAUCGACAUCAUCCACGUCGAAGCCGUUUAG